UCGGUAAAAGAUGCAUUAAUGCAAGUGUCACAUCUCGGUCAAUAGAGGGCAGUCCUGCUUUGUUAGUCCAAGUGACCGGACCUUGACAAGGCAACGAUGGUGACUCAAAUCAGCAAUGUUUUGCCAUGAUUAUGCUGAUAUUUGCACAGAUAGAUCCAGCGCCAGCCUACGAUGUAAAGCCAAUUGUCAUUCGCUACCAUGGUAACAGAGACGAGAGCCGUUGCUUGUGCUUCACACUGGAUUCUGAAUGUGCUCCUGCUGUUGAGUAUCAUGUAAUUCAGAUAUGAAAAGCACUUGUAUCCAUGCAUCAGCCUACAGAUCUGGAAUUGUUGCAUAUAACCAAACGUCCCACAUCAGACCUAUUAAUUUAUCCUGUAACUCUAGCGAUAGAAGUCUCGAAACUUGUAAGAGAGACCUUUUAAAAAUUAUUUGUAUCGAUAGUUUACACUCAUCCGAUUUCUGCAAUUCCUGCUAUUUUUUGUAAACGUACAUUCGGUCGUGCAAAUCUCAGGGACAGAUCACGUUCAUGUUAGCUGUUGAGUGUGUGGGAGUGCUUCAGGCAGAUGAGGUGUGAUUUUAGAGGGUUUGAGAGUGUGUGGGUGAGAGAGAAGUACAACAAAGACACAAUCUGGCUGUACAAAACUAGUCUGGACAAUUACAUACUACGCUAAAAUCAAAAACAAAAAGCAUGUUUUGACCUUGCGCUGCUACUUUAAUUAAAAUGAGGGUUUUAUAAACCGAUAGGACAAGAAGAUAAGGUCUGAUGAAAAUCGAAGCCGUCUUAUUAGAGGUCAAAUCAAAUUGAGAUGAAAUGACUGAAAGGAAAUGAAAUGAGGGAGGCAAAAAAGUCCUAAGCUCCAGAUAAGUGCUAAAGCCCUGAAGCAGCGUUAAAACUCAAGGGAGGGAGCUAUAAGAGGAGGGAGAAAAGAGAGAGAGAGAGAGCUGGCGGUGGUGCUGAAAUAAGAGCCUAUUUAUCAAACCAACAGUGUUUCUGUGUGACUAAGGACAAGACGGAGCUGAAAGAUAAUGCCGGAAUACGGACUGCAUGCUUGGAUUCCUGAACAGCUUUCACACCUGGACCAGCUGAGCACUAGGGACCAGGACGUCCAUCUGUUAUGCAUGCGAUACUUUGACUGUUAAAGUUGCGUUGAUUCUAACCAACACGAAGAAGCAAUGCAAAGAGACCAUGGAGAAGUGUAACGUUGUGCUUGGGUGAAGAAGAAAUUUUUCUGGUGGAGAUACUGCAGGCAUUUCUUAAAUCUAACAGCUAACUACCAACAUCAGAAGUAUAACUAACUACUAAAAGGACCUGGUACACAUGCUCUAUCAACAUUACACUACAGACUUUUGGAGGAUUGUAUUGGAGAUCUUUUAAGAGCCGUUGUCAAGAGGUGACAUAAUGGGAAAGCCAUUAAGUCGUCCAGGGUGUUUACGGCAAAGCCCUUGUUGCUCGAAAAAAGUGGAUGAUCGAGAGGGUUACAAUGAAGAUGGGUACAUUCCUCAACGAUCCAUCUAUGACACAAUGUGCAUCAAUGAACAGAUCGACCACAGUUCUGCUCACAGCACCCUGGGUUCAAGGAGGGGUCGUGAAACUGACUUCCCCAGUAACGGUUCCCUGGGAGCAGGUGGAGACAUGUUUGAAACAAGGCCUUCUGUAUUAAUCAGCAGUGGCAGGAAACUGGAUGAGAGGUUCAUUUUUGACUCCUUAAAACUGGCAAAUGAUGAAAUGAUGAGCAGGUCGCCAGGAGGGUUUGUGAGGUCGGCAUCCCCCAGCGUGUCCUGCAGUUCAGCUCCGAGUGGAUCCAUGAACAAACGACAUCAUCUCCAGGACAGCUCCAAGAAGGACACUCUCUGCCGACACUCGUGGAAGGUUCUGUCUCCACCAAAGCUCCCAGAACCAUUGGAGCUCUCCACAAAUGAACGGAACUAUUUGAAUCCAGGCGUCGCCUUUUUUCCUAACAGUAUCACCUCUCCACAGAUCUCACCCUUUUCUGGAUCCCCUUUCUCUACUGGCACACACACACCUUCUGUAUUCUUUUCGCCGUCUCCGUUGCCCUACCACCAGCAGUUCCAUAGACAGUCCUUACCCACCCAACCCUCUUCACCAAGGCCACCUCUGUCAGAAUUAUCAGUCAGUGCCCUAAUGUGUGGCCAAGAUGACCAAGAUCAUAUAGGGAAUAGCCAUUGUAUGAGGAGUGAUGGGUACACGGCAAAAGAUAAUUUGUUUCUGACUUUUAAACCCAAGAGUAUUGAACCUGAGAGAGAACAGCCAUCCACCACCCCAGAACCUGAAAAUGACACUACGCCCCUUCUGCGCUCCCAGACAACAAAAAGACCUGCCAUCUCCCCUUCUUCCAUGGAGUCCACCUGGCCACGUCGGCUGAUCGGAAGAAGGCGGACGGUAAGACAAGGUGGUGCAGUUCACAAUCUUCCAAUUCUCCCUCCAUUGCCCUCUCUGUUAUUUCGAAGUGUCUCUGACAAAAAGACUAUUCCUCGCCUUUCACCAUUCUCUGAGCACCAGGGAAAUGUGGAUGGACAGUUGGGUAGAUCAACAUUAACCAGAGACUUAAAGGAUUGCUCCCUACAGGACUGGAAAAUAUUGCGAGAGCGAGAAGUGUGUAGUGCACAACCAUCCCGAAAUGAAAACGUGAUGGAGGAUGCUUUAGAAGGAAGUAGCAAAAUGCUGGUAAUAGAGGAGCGUGCUGAGCCAGACAUUGAUGAAAAUUCCACUCAUGAAUGUGAGGAAGAGAACUGGGAAGCUGUGUUGGAGAUGGUUAACUCAAUCUGGGAUGAGUCUUUGAAUGAAUCAGAUCCCCAAAAUAUUGGCUCUCUAAGGCGCUGGCCUCUUUUACAUCCUCCAUCAGGGUUUGGUGGCUCACAAGCUCCAUCGGCGACAAGUUCAGAAUUGGAUGCUGAAGACCUUCUGGAGAUUGAGCGAAUGAACAGAGAGGUCAUCGAAAGCCAAGAUGACGAAGAACCAGAAUUUCACUACCGUUUCAAAACGUGUGAAACUAAAAUAAGUGUUGUUGACACACAGCCGCUUGUUCGUAGUAAAAUACCAACCACCUUGGAUCUUGCCUCCAUUGAUGCUCAAAUUGGAAACAAAUACACCUAUAGUGAGUCACCAGACUCCGCCCUGACCCUGGACUCGGACUCAAGUGGUAUCUACAUGUCAAAUCCCAGUCACACCAGCAGAGAGGACAUCACUUUCGAAAGUGACAGACCAAUGUCAGAUCUAGGUAUAGGAAGCACCUCGUCUCUUAGCCAAGGGGACGAGUUGACAGACGAUGAUAGAAAGAUGCAGACACGCCUACCAAUCCCCACACUAAAUAAAAUAAUGCCGCUGGACAAAAAACAACCCUCUGGAUUUAGGUCUAAUAGCAUAGAGUGCAGAAGACAAGCGUUUUGUAAUGAGAUUACAACCAAAGCUACGGAAAUAAAAAAACGCUUGAGGCCUGUGGACAAAGGAACUCUAACCCAACAGAUUCAUAACACUGUGAACACAUCGAAGACUGAUGUGCCUUUACCUCUGUCCCCCUCCAAGCAUGAAGUGAAACAAAAUGUGUUAAGCAAAACUGACACAGAUUCAUUUGUUGCGACGGACAGUUUCGUCUACUUGGCCGUGUCAGUGCCACCUCCAACCACACAGGGAAAUGUGACCAAAACCGCAGUGGAAGGGCCAUCACCACCCAUAUCCUUUAUCAAACCCUGCCUGUACCCCGAUGAAUGUGACUUCCUGUCUACAGAUAGUUUUGUUUACCUGGCUGCUCCAGAUUGCCACCUGUUGGUUACAGAGGGUCAUGCAGUAUAUGGUGACUCAAAUAAUUCUGAAUCGGAGGACAGUGGCUCUAAGGCCGAGUUUGUUCAAGGCUCUGCGGUUGGAGGAGACAGCGAUUGGGAUUCAGACCUAACCGAUUCUGAACACGAGCCAAACUCGUCCAAGUCCGCAUGGGACUACUGGGAGGAGCUUGAGCAGGGGGUGCUGCAGGGGCUAUUCGGCGAGGACCAAUCGGAUGCAGAGACACUGCUCCAUGGCAACCAAGCUCAGCAAAUUUCCUGCCAGCCUGGAGAGUUGGCUGCUAUUGUUGUACAGGAGAGAGCUGGGCUGGAAGAGGUGUCUUAAUCGUACACACAGGGGGCAGAGUCCCACACUGAGGUGAAGUCUGUAUCCUAACACUCAUUAUUGCACUGGAUAACCUAUUACAGCCCAUUUAAUAAUUCUAAACAUAAGCAGGUAUUGUUUUUUUAAUAAUGUACAUAUUAUUAACAAGUAGUGGCUCCAAGAUUUCCAUUACUAGUAAUGUAGGGAAUAACAAUAAGGUUUGAACGGUUAUGUAAUGAAAGCAAUUUUACUAAAGCACAAUUUAGGCAUCUGUUUUAGCUGCGUUUCUGUUUAUGUCAGGGUGAACAGCUUUAUUAGGUUAUUGAUUUAAUGUUACGUUGAACAGUAUUUGUGUUAACUGAUAGGUCUGGCUAUAUUAAUGGGUAAUCGUGGAUGCAAUAUGACUUUCAUAGAUCAAGCAUACAAGCUUAAACUGUAAUGCACACUACUUAAUGUAAUGUCAGUAAUAUUUGCUGUAUGCUGUGGGCUUUUUAUAAAAAUAGUGAAUGUUUUGUUACUGGGGUAAUUAAAGUAUUGAAUGGCUAUAUGAUGAUUGAUGUAGAAAUGAUGACGUCAUCAAUAAUAAGCACCGAUAAUGCUUAAUAUGCAGUACAACGUGUACGUGUUAAGCUCAGUUUACUAAGCAAACUGGUCCGCAGGGAGUUGUUACACUUGUUAACACUACAAAAUACGUAUAUUUCACACUGCCUUGACUGUCAAUAAAAGUAUAGGAACAAAGUGAGCGUCUUCAUCUUUUUUUCUCAGCUGUUUGUUUGGCAUGCAGUUGGAUAGAUGACUUUUUCAGCACUACCCCUCCUUAGCCUCUUUUCCAUCCCUCCAUCUGUCAUGGCCUACAUAUACGU
Paramisgurnus dabryanus is the source of this 4965-nucleotide messenger RNA. The record is from RefSeq and is a predicted model, not a curated record. Lineage: Eukaryota; Metazoa; Chordata; Actinopteri; Cypriniformes; Cobitidae.